AUGGCGCCCCAGCCUCAUUCCUUUCUCUUGCACUUGGUGCAAUCUGGAGAGUUCAGCGACUUCACUCUUCUUUGUAAGGAUCGCGAGUUCAAGCUUCACCAAAUGAUCGUCUGCCCUCAGUCGCCUGUCAUCACCGCUGCGCUUCGCGGCGGCUUUGAGGAAACGGCAUCAAAGAUCAUCACUGUCAAUGAAUUCGAUGUCGCGACCGUUUAA
This is a messenger RNA of Fusarium oxysporum Fo47, 213 nucleotides long. RefSeq lists its product as uncharacterized. NCBI's taxonomy places the organism in Eukaryota, Fungi, Ascomycota, Sordariomycetes, Hypocreales, Nectriaceae. The transcript has 2 exons. Gene Ontology annotation, molecular function: protein binding. Bases 1 to 213 code for a protein of 70 amino acids. The record is from RefSeq and is a predicted model, not a curated record.